Molecule: messenger RNA, 2089 nt
Organism: Lathyrus oleraceus (garden pea)
Lineage: Eukaryota; Viridiplantae; Streptophyta; Magnoliopsida; Fabales; Fabaceae
Exons: 2
Coding region: 76-1239 (387 amino acids)
Biological process (GO): regulation of DNA-templated transcription
Molecular function (GO): double-stranded DNA binding
Source: RefSeq, a predicted model, not a curated record
UAUUUUCUUACUUUAACACUCAUGCUCAAUUCGCAAAACACUCUCUUCAUCAUUCUGAAUUUGAGUUAACCAGUGAUGCUGAAAUUCUUGACUACCACUGCUCUUGUUUGCAACAACAACAACAACACUAUGUUCCUCCUACUCACAACACCAUCUGCAAAACACUACUACCCAUCCAUUUUCAACUUCUUCUCCACUUCCACCACAAACCCACAAUCUUUCACCGUCUCUUACCUCAUCAACAAUUGCGGUUUCUCCCUAGAAACCGCUUCCAAAGCUUCUCACACUCUCACUCUCUCCAACUCCCAAAAACCCGAUUCAAUUCUCGCCUUCUUCACUUCCCACGGCUUCUCCGUCUCUCAACUUCGCGAUAUCAUCAGAAGGGAGCCCUGGAUACUCUCAUGCGACCACACCAAGGUAGUUUUACCAAAGUUUCGAUUUUUACUUUCCAAAGGUGCGUCUUCCUCUGACAUUGUUCGUAUUGUCAAUGCAAGCCCUAGACUUCUUAGAAGAAGCUUAGAGAAUCAUAUAAUUCCUGCCUAUCAAUGUGCAAAAGGGUUUCUUCAAUCCGACAGAAAAACCAUUGCUUGUGUUAAACGUUUUUGUUUUCUUGGUCAAAGUGGUGUGCCCGAAAAUGUCAAAUUGUUGCUUGAUAAUGGAGUUUCUCACUCAAACAUUGCUAGAUUGUUUCAUUGGUGGCCUAGUAUAUUUUGUUCCUUUGAUUUGUUGAGCACUGUUGAAGAACUCAAAGAACUCGGUUUCGACGGCUCGACUUCGGCUUUUAGUAAGGCCUUUCUCGCGAAGAGAAGUGUCACUAAAGCAAAGUGGGACGAGAAAGUUGAAACCUUUAAGAAAUGGGGUUGGUCUGAUGAACAGAUUCUUCAAACAUUUAAGAAGCAUCCUUUCUGUAUGCUGGUAUCGCCUCGGAAAAUCAAUGCCAUCAUGGAUUUUUGGGUUCAUCACUUAGGUUUGGAUUCUUUGGACCUUGCCAGAGCUCCUGGGAUUCUUCAAUGUAGUCUCGAGAAGAGGAUUAUUCCUAGGGCUUUGGUUGUGCAGUUUCUUAUCUCGAAAGGUCUGCGACGAAAGGAUGCGGGCUUGUAUACACCGUUUGUUCUAUCGGAGAAGUUGUUUGUGGAGAAGUAUGUGAACGGUUUUGAGGAGCAUUCUUCUGAUCUGUUGAAGCUUUAUGAGGAAAAACUGAAUAUUGCAGAUAGCAGCAACGGGCUUCAGCUGGUGUGAAACAUCUUGAUCAAGUUUUGGUUUGAUUUAACUAAUUGGAAAGAUACUGACAUGCCCUACUAGGACCAUCCCUGUGAACUAAGCCAUUGCUGCGUUGUUUCGUACUUGGCCUAGGACAUAUUGCUCUUCCCUCUUGUUGAACACUGUUGAGGAAUCGAAGCCAUUGGAUUUUGCGUUUCAAUUCUUCAACUUCAGCUUUUGGGGUUGCGUUGAUUGCCAAGAAAAGUAUGAACAAAACUAGGUGGACUGAGAAAGUUGAAACCUUAAAGAAAUGAGGUUAGUCUGAUGAGCAAAUUAUUCAUGCAUUUGAGAAGCUGCCUUAUAGUAUGCUGUCUGUCAUUCACUUAUAAAAUCAACGCAGUCAUGAGUUUGUCGGUUGACCGCUUAGGUUUUGAUUCUUCAGUGCUCCAAGUAUUGUUCUACCGGGUCGCAAAAUGAAGCUUAUUCUGAGGGAUUGGUUCUGCAGUUUUUGUAUUCAAAGGUCUAAGGUAAAAAGAUGCCAGCAUAAGUACACCGUUUGCUCUUUUGGAUUACUUGUUCUGGAAGGUUUGUGAAAUCCGUAAAGAAGGAUUCAUCUCUUUAGUUCAAGUUUCUCAUUGAAAAAAUGAAUCUGGCAAAUAGCACGGCAGUGCCUUCAUCAAGUGUUAUUGUGAGUUGGCUGUCAUAUCGGCGACACUGAUGCUUGUUGUUAUAUUUAAUUUAUUUAUUUUAAGUUAUUAUCGAUAUUGACGUGUCAGGAUCGGUGUCGUGUUUUUAGUGUCUGUUUUUCAUAGUAUACCAUUGAAACAUUGUGUUGAGCAUUCGAUUAAAGCAUGAAGAGUACAAAAGACUGGUUUUUCAAAAGCCUAAA